AUGGGCUACGCACAAACGCUUCCACCUCAUUCAUCUGGCGUGAGCAUAAUCAUAGUAGGUUGUGGCUUCGCUGGGCUUGCGUGUGCGAUAGAGAGCGUGAGGAAGGGACAUAAGGUAGUUGUGCUGGAGAAGUACAAACAACUGAAGAUGCUGGGAGAUAUGAUCUCAUUUGGUUUCAACACUGGGCGAUUCUUUAUGCGAUGGGGCUUACAUGAGAAGAUUCGCGCCCUUUGCGCGCACGCCUCUUUCUUCCACAUUCACUCUCACACGGGCGGUCUUGUAUCUACCCAACCCCUCCCUCAAGGUCUGUACAACUCGUGGCAGUACAACGGUAAUCGCGGUGAGAUCUAUGAAGUUCUGCUACGCUACGCCCAAUCUAUCGGGGUCACAGUUCGAUUCGGACAAAGCGUGGAAGAGUACUACGAGGCUGAGGCUGAAGGCGAAGAGGGAGGAAGAGGAAGAGCAGGCGUCGUUGUAAAUGGAGGACGGAUGGAAGCGGAUAUUGUUGUAGGUGCGGAUGGUGUAAAGAGCGCUGCUAGGAAGCUAGUCUUGGGCCAUGAAGACAAACCCGUCUCCUCUGGUUACGCGAUAUAUCGCGUCUGGUACGACGCCGUCAAAGCUGGAAUAUCAGACGAUCCGCUCACGGAAUACUUGGGACGAGAGCAGGACGUUCUUUACGGCUGGAUCGGUCGAGAUAUGCACUUUCUGGCGGCGAACUGCAAGAAAGGGGCAGCCGUGAGCUGUAUAUUGAUGCAUCCUGACCAUGCAGAUAUCAAGGAAUCGUGGUCAUUCCCAGCGAAGAAUCCUCUUCGUGGAGGUUGGGAUCCCCGCUGCGCCGCGAUCAUCUCCAAAGCUCCACCCGAAUGCAUGGUAGAUUGGAAGAUCGUGUAUCGGGAGCCUAUGGAGACUUGGGUCAGCCCAAUGGGAAGGAUGUGUCUCAUUGGAGACGCUGCUCAUCCUUUCUUGCCGACCUCGGCGCAAGGAGCAUCCCAAGCGGUUGAAGACGGUGUAGCUUUAGCGGCCUGUCUGCAACUUGCAGGCAAGGAUGACAUCCCGUUGGCGGUAAGUACAUGGGAAGCACUCAGGUAUGAACGCGUUCUCUUGGCCCUGAAGCUUGGCGAAUCGACGCACGAAAAAUGGCACCGUCGGCCCUCCAAUGCCUCCGCUGAGGAAUCGGAAGUGGACCUCCCCCAACCCGAAUGGUUGUUCGACUUCGAUGCAGAGCGUGAUGUGUACGAGAGAUGGAACGACACAAGUACCCGGAUUAGGAAGGGCGGGUAUCAGAAACCGGGGGUUCAGAGGAGCAAUAUACCGAGUGUGUGA
Messenger RNA from Stereum hirsutum FP-91666 SS1, 1323 nucleotides. Its product is annotated as FAD/NAD-P-binding domain-containing protein. Gene Ontology annotation, biological process: secondary metabolite biosynthetic process. Lineage: Eukaryota; Fungi; Basidiomycota; Agaricomycetes; Russulales; Stereaceae. Gene Ontology annotation, molecular function: FAD binding; monooxygenase activity. Bases 1 to 1323 code for a protein of 440 amino acids. The transcript is spliced from 9 exons. The record is from RefSeq and is a predicted model, not a curated record.